Molecule: messenger RNA, 967 nt
Organism: Lynx canadensis (Canada lynx)
Lineage: Eukaryota; Metazoa; Chordata; Mammalia; Carnivora; Felidae
Gene: SYCE1L
Product: synaptonemal complex central element protein 1 like
Exons: 11
Coding region: 8-745 (245 amino acids)
Biological process (GO): synaptonemal complex assembly
Cellular component (GO): synaptonemal complex
Source: RefSeq, a predicted model, not a curated record
UAGGAAAAUGGCGGGGAAGUUAGAGCCUUUGGCAAUGGAGCCGCCGGAAGUUGUGGAGGAGACCGAGGAGGCUGAAGGGCAGACCAAGCCUUUGAAGGUGCCUGAAGACUUGCUGGCAAUGGUGAAAAAGCUGCACAAAGAGGGAAGUCUGGAGCCACAGAUUGAAGACCUGAUUAACCGGAUUAAUGAGCUUCAGCAAGCAAAGAAGAAAUCCAGUGAGGAAAUGGUAGAGGCCCAAGCUCUCUGGGAGAGCCUGCACAGGGAACUGGACUCCUUGAAUGGAGAGAAAGUUCACCUAGAGGAGGUCUUGAGCAAAAAGCAAGAGGCACUGGGGAUCCUCCAGCUGCACUGCCAGAGGAAGGAAGGUGGAGCUCAGAGGGUUCAGGUUGAAGAACAGCUGGAGAAUUUGAUGAGCCAGCACAAGGACCUCUGGGAAUUGCACAUGUUGAAGCAGCGAUUGACCUGGGAGAUACGUGCCCUGCAGAGCAGCCAGGAGCAGCUGCUCACUGAAGAGAAACUGGCCCGGGACAAGCUGCGGGAGGUGGAGCGCAGGCUGCGCUCGCCACCCGAGGUCGGGGGCGCCCGGAUGGUGAACGACGGGCUGCCGGCGGAGGUGGAGAUAUUCGAGGGGCAAGAGACUGCCCCAAACCGUUGCCCCCCAAAGGACGCGGACUGCAAAGGAGAGGCCGGCCCCGAGCGCCCCAGAGCCCGCAGCGAGGACUUGGAGCCGCCCCCAGACCCGUAGGACCCGCCCCGCCCCCUCCCCCCACGCCCCUCCUUCGAAGGCGACCGGAAAUAAAGGCGCGGAUUUCGGACCGUCCUCCACCUCCAGCUUCGGUCUGUUCUCCAAUUCCUAACUGUUUUACCAACAGGAGCUAAAGGGAACGUGUUAAACACCCAUAUAAGGUCCUGUAUGUCUCCUAGUAAAUCCCAGCCUCCCAACAGCCCCUGCGUCCCCCACAGACGC